This is a messenger RNA of Closterium sp. NIES-65, 660 nucleotides long. The record is from the annotation of a GenBank genome assembly. Lineage: Eukaryota; Viridiplantae; Streptophyta; Zygnematophyceae; Desmidiales; Closteriaceae.
AUGUCGCCUUCGCGCUCGCUCCUCCUGUCCCUUCUUGCACCUUCGCGCUCGCCCCUCCUGUCCCUUCCCGUCGCCUUCGCGCUCGCCCCUCCUGUCCCUCCCGUCGCCUUUGCGCUCGCCCCUCCUGUCCCUCCCGUCGCCUUCGCGCUUGCCCCUCCUGUCCCUCCCGUCGCGUAUCCUUUCUCCCUUCUUCCUCCAUCUCUCCCGUCGCCCUUCCUCCCUCCCGUCGCCUCUCUCCCGUCACCUAUCCUCUCUCCCGUCGCCCUUUCUCUACCCCGUCGCCCUUUCUAUCCCCCGUCGCCCUUUCUCUCCCCCGUCGCCCUUUCUCUCUCCUGUCGCCUUUCCUCCCUUUUGUCGCCCUUUCAAUCUCCCGUCACCUGCUCUCUCUCCCGUCGCCCUUUCUCUCUCCCAUCGCCCUUUCACUCUUUUGUUGCCUUUCCUCCCUUCCGUCGCCCUUUCUCUCUCUCGUCGCAUAUCCUCUCUCCCUUCUCCUUUCAUCUCUCACGUCGCCCUUCCUCUCUCCUGUCACCCAUCCUCUAUUCAGUCGCCCUUUCUCUUUCCCAUCGCCCUUUCUCUCUACUGUCGCCUUUCCUCCCUUCCGUCUCCCUUCAUCUCUCCCGUCGGCCUUUCUCUCUCCUACCGCCCUUCGCCCAUCCCUAA